Emiliania huxleyi CCMP1516 is the source of this 751-nucleotide messenger RNA. RefSeq lists its product as hypothetical. The annotation marks the transcript as partial. NCBI's taxonomy places the organism in Eukaryota, Haptophyta, Isochrysidales, Noelaerhabdaceae. The transcript is spliced from 3 exons. The record is from RefSeq and is a predicted model, not a curated record.
GCGAGCGCUGCCCGCCGCCACCGCCGUCGCGUUCGCCUCGGCCGCUGCCGCCCGCCGCCGAGAACCCCGCCGCCGCCACUGCCGCCGCCGCCGCCACCGCCGCAGCCGCCGCCUCGCCGCCCGCCAUGUGCGAGAAGGAGAAGCCGUGUAGCGCCGAUGCGCGGCCAGCCGGCGCUGCCGAUGCCGCCGCGUCGCCACCUCGCGACGGUGCUGCGUCGAUUGCGGACGCCCCGCCGCUGCCACCGCCACCGCCACCGCCGCCCCUCUCGAUCGCCAAAGGGCACGCCGAUGAGGGCCCGAGGCUGCGACGGGCGGUUGCAGAGGCGGAACGCGCCCCAUCGGCAUCCCUGACGCCCGACGCGGCGGAGGCGCUUGCUCGCCUCGAGGGUGCGGGGGACGUGAGGCGGCCCGCGGCGUCAGACAUCACACCCGCGGCCAUGGACAACUUGGCGAGGGUGGGUGGCAACGGCGCUCCGAGGCCGUCGCUGCUGGCUCCACUCUGGAAGGCGUCCGCGAACCGGUCCGGCCGCUUCCUCAACGCGCCGCUGUGGAGCCACGCCCCCGCUGAUCCGGACUCGCGCCUCCAUCCGGCGCUCAAGGCCCGCCCAAGGCGCGAUCGCGGGUCGGUGCCGCGGCCACGCCUGCCCGGCGCGGCGACGGUGCUACACGACGAGGCACUCCACUCGGACGAGGAGGGUCGCAACUUGGCGGCCGUGUCCAUGCUCCCGUGGCUCCUCCUGUGCGGCGGGAU